This is a messenger RNA of Paramecium sonneborni, 2097 nucleotides long. The record is from the annotation of a GenBank genome assembly. Lineage: Eukaryota; Ciliophora; Oligohymenophorea; Peniculida; Parameciidae.
AUGUUUUAGAAUCCAUUUUUCAGAUCUAGUGGAGCAUCUAGCCCAAAAAAUAAUUCAUAAUCUAAUCCAUCAAGACCAUCUGUGUAGGAUAUUAUGAAUAAAUAUAAAAAUCCUUUAGAAAGAGUAUCACAUGUUGAUGAAUAAAUAUUAGGCAGUCUUAACGAAUCCUCAAAUGUAGUGAAUUAAUAACAAAUUAUAGUUUUUAAAUGAAUAAUCAAGACAUGAUAAGAUGUUUCUUAAUCCAAUCUAACCAAAGUUUGAUUUGGAUCCACCACCAAAAAAAGAUGCACUUGCUCGAUUAACCUUUGGAGAAGAGAACAAGAAAUUUGAAUCAUAAAAAUUACAACAUUAGCGUUUACUAAAUGAAAAUGAUCUCUUUGAUGAUAUGUCUCAUUUAAAAGAUAAAGUAUUAAGUAUAUUAAUCUUCAAAUAUCAAAGACAUGUUAGAGAGGUAUUCAGUAGCUUUGAAGGUUCCAGAAUAACAUAAAUAAAGGAACAUUAUCAAAUAACAAUUAGAAUUAGAUGCCAAUCAAGUAGCAUAGGAAUAUUCUUAAAUUGUGGAUAAAUUUAACAAUCCAGAUUUAUCUGCUAUUUCAAUUGCUGACAGUACUAUACCAGCUUAAAAAGUAUUUAUAUAAAUUGAAUAAGGAGUAACAAUUAACUUAGAUGUUUAAUCUAGUAGAAGAAUUUCUAACUAAAUUUAAGAAUAUAUCUUAAUAGUAGUAAGAGAAAUCUUAAUUAUUACGAUCUCGCAUUAAUGCAGGUGAAUCUCAACUUUAAACAAAUAAAUCUAGUGAAACGAAUAAAUAAUUUACUUCUUAAUCUAUAUAAUAAAGUAAGCAUUCAAGUUAAGCAGUUAAAUAUAAGGCUCAAGCAUAAUUUGCAUAAACUUUAGCUAUUGGUUAAUCUAAUUUAAGUUAAAAUUCGUAUCAAUAUACUUUCAAUAAAAGUAAUGGAUUUCAACAAUAAAGUCCAAUUAAACCUAACACUUUUUAAUCUGUGCCAUCUGCAAUUGCAGCAUAUGAAUAGAAAUCAAUUCCUGCUCAGCAACCAUAAACCUAAUUAGAUAUGACAGUUUAUUCUCAAUUUCCAAAGAUGGAUGAUUCUUUUUAUGAUCAGAAAUAAAUAUCUAUAUAAAGAAUUAAUGCAAAAUUGGCUACUUUGAAAUAGAAAUUACAAUAGGAACUCUAAAAGGAAAAUAUGCCAUAUACUUAAAGGAUCUUAAAUGAAAUGAUUUCAAGUCUUUAAGAAAUAAUAAAUACUCAAGAUUAUUAAUUGGUAAAAACAAUUAUAUUUAGAAUUGAAUAAGGAAUUCAAUAAUUAUCAAAUAAUAAGGAAGGGUCAAUUAAUCUGUAUAAAUAUAUUAAUAAAGCUUUGGUUAAUUCUAAAAUGAAAACAGAUUUAUUUACUCAAAGAGCUUCAAUGCCUGUUAAUAUUCAAGGAGAAUAGCGCAAUAGUUCAACAAAUUCUUACUUAACUCCAUCUAAGAUUGAAAAUGGUAACACAAAAUAAACAUAGAAAAUAGAUAUUGAUCAUAACUUAUAUUUUGAAUAGAGAUUAAGUAAUCUAAAUAAACCAGAUAUUCCUAAAGGAAAAUAAUAAUCAUAUCUAAAUUAAAUAACAUAAUCUAAUUCUGGAUAUGAAACUAGGGGAUCAGUUGAGUAUGAUAGAAGAUAACAAGAUCAUAAAACACAAUCUCAAGAUGCUCGUUUGAGUUAUUAAUUAUAAUUUGAAUCUAGACCUAGUAUAAAUUUAGAAUAAAGAUAUUCAAGUAAUGAACCUAAAAAUAUAUAUUAUGGAACUGAUAUUCAGAGAAGAUCUGAAUAAAAUUCUUUUUAGGAAACAUAGAAAUUUAAUUAAGAGAGGAAAUCUGAAAUAUCUAGAUUAUCUGAAAAUUCAUUAAGAUAAUCAGAUAUGUAGAGACCAUCUGAAUAAACGAUGAAAAGAUUAUUUUUUGAUGCUGCUUUGACAUAAAAAAAUAAAUUACCUUAGAGUCAUCCAGGUAGAAAUAUUAUGGUUUCUGAUCUUUAUGAAGAAUAUGUAAAAAUAGGUGGAGACAUGCACAAAUUUAUAUAAUAAUAAUUUGAUCGUUAUUGA